AUGCCUCCAAAGUCUCCUCAGAAGCGAAGGCCGGUUCCCGUUAAACGAGAACCUGUCGAUGCUGCAACGGAAGAAUCGAAUUUAAUAGAAUGGUCUCAGUCGCCUCCCCUGACUAUACUUGUCAAGCCUACACUGAGGCUUAGUUCUUCGCGGAGUUCACGGUCUAAUGCAAUCAAGCCGAUUAAAAACGAUAUUAUUGAAGUCACUUCAUCCGAAGGAGAACAAAAAACACCGGAACUAGAUCCAGACGAUAGUAUGUUUCGGGGACAGACAAUGAAGUCUAGAAUUCAAUCUUCCAAGAAACCUAUUCCGGAUGAUACACCUGUAAGGACCAGAAGCGCAUUCGGCAUAUAUAAAAAGCGCGUAUUGGAUCCAGAGGGAAAUUUUGUUGUCAACCCAGAGACUCCCUCCAAGAAAACCAAGAUGUCUUCAGCUUCAAACGAAAAUAGCGACGACGACGUUGUAAAAACCCCUAAACGUGCCUCACCGUCGAAGGCUGUACGGUCACGCGUUACUGCCGUCGGCGAUAAACACGACAUCAACUUUAAUCGCGCUGGUUCGCAACAAGAUGCACAAAGAUCAUAUAAAUCUCGAUCCGCUAUCAAAGAUGUAUCCAUCGUCCAAGAAGAACUUGACGAGACAAGCUCUGAACGUGAAGCUUUGGGUGGGGAGAAUUGCGAUUUGGAUGAAUACGACUUAGCCGAUCCUUUCAUAGACGAUGAGGCCGUAGGGGACGAAGAUCGCGAGCAAAUCGGUCGUGAACAAAUCAAGUCGCCCUUAGGUCAUAAAGGGAAAGCCAAAGCGCGCUUUCAGUCUCCUUUAAUAGAGCAGUCGGAUAACGAGUCUGACGUUGAAGAGGAAGAGGCGAGACAGAUACAGAUGGCAACCAAACGAAGUAUCGCGGACGUCAGUCCAUCGAAAUCAGCAUCGUUCAAAUCGGGCGAGGGAAGCAGUCAAUCUCACGAUGUCACCAAACAUCGCUCGGAUAAUCCUCCUAAAACAUUCGCUGACAUGCUUGCCGAGAAAAAGAAAUCAACAUCCAAUGCGAACGUUGUUCAUUUAAGUGAUGUGGAUACAUUGAGGCUAACGUCUUUGCCUGUCUCUUGUGAAGUUACCCAGAUGGAACUCCAAGACGCUUACCUUGCAGACGACUACGCGUCGUUACCAAACUUAAAUCGUGGCAUUCUGAUCUCAUGGAGCAAUGCAAAAGGUCCUGGUCAAAUUAUGUUAUCCGCUUGGGAAACUUACUGCCCUCAUAUGUUAUUUGAUAAUUGUGUUAACGCCAUCCGUUUCGAUUUAUCUGGCCGCUAUGUUAACCCAUCGAGAGCGUCCCCUCUGGAUGUCUCCGCAUAUAAAGCGACACCAGACGGAGAACGCCUACAUCUUCACAUAAAGAAUCAGCCGGCUAUCAAUGUGUCCAGUGUAUUCGUGACUGCAUCAAAUCUGCAAAAUCCACCGGAACGGGGUUUACGCCAGAAAUCCAUCUCGGGUAUACUUCAUUCUCAGGAAUGGGAUCGUUUUUGCGGCUUCAUAUGUAUGGCUUUCGGAAAGAAGGAGCUACAUGCGCAACUUGAGAAAGAUUCUUUACUUUUCUCUACGAAAAGUCAAGGAACAGGUGCCGGCUUUUCACCCGGUAAACAACCGUCUGGCAUGUUUAACAGCAGCGUCAGUCCUUCUACGAAGCGCGGUCAGCCAAAGGUUAAGACUUCGGCUACUUUCUUCUUGGAUUUUGAUGCAAUCAUACCCGUCUACGACGGGCGGAAAUUUAACUUCGAAUAUACAGCUCACAAUCUCAACAAUUUGGACAAGAUCCUCGACCGUUACGAUGAUGAAAUUCCAUACGGGUCUUUUGCUGUUGUUGGUUACACAACAUCUGUAUACAAGUCUAAAACAGGGAAUUACUCUCUGAGUUGCAACAUCCAGUGGGUGAUUUUGAUAGGUUGUCCGGAAGAUUGA
Laccaria bicolor S238N-H82 is the source of this 1956-nucleotide messenger RNA. RefSeq lists its product as uncharacterized. NCBI's taxonomy places the organism in Eukaryota, Fungi, Basidiomycota, Agaricomycetes, Agaricales, Hydnangiaceae. The coding region runs from base 1 to 1956 and encodes 651 amino acids. The record is from RefSeq and is a predicted model, not a curated record. The transcript is spliced from 21 exons.